AGGAGCGCGCGGCGACUCCAAUCAUUCUUGACGACGAGGAGCGUGCGGCGACUCCAAUCAUUCUUGACGGGAGUGAUGACAAAGGCCACGAGGGACCGGAUGGCAAAGCAGAAAUGAGAGAUCUGACACGAGACUUCAUGGAAACCAAUCCUAGUGUUGUGAACGGCCACCAAGUCUUUGAAGGAGACAUGGUCUUGACGGAGAGCCAGUGGCGAGCGGUCAGGGAGAGGAAGGCCCUCGCAGACCUCUCAGCGCGCUGGCCUGAACAGGGCGGCUUCCCCACCGUGCCCUACUACCUCGACACUACCGACUCCGUCACUGUGGCUGCCAUAAAUGCAGCGAUUGCUCACUGGGAGCAAAACACCUGCAUCAGAUUCCAGCUCACGUCCAACCUCGCUCAACCGCACGUCAGGUUUUUUGAAGGGUCUGGAUGCUGGUCGUAUGUCGGCAUGCUGGCCCAGAAUGGACAAGACAUUUCCAUUGGAAGUGGCUGCAAAGAACUCGGCAUUGUCGCCCAUGAGAUCGGACACGCCAUUGGGUUCGUGCACGAGCAGAGUCGCCCCGACCGUGACGACUAUGUGGUCAUCAAUUAUGGCAACAUCCAAACUGGCAAGGAAAACAACUUCAAUAAUUACAGCACGUCAGUGGUCAACACCUACGGCAUACCAUACGACUACUCAUCCGACAUGCACCACGGCUCUACGGUGAGGGACUUUGCAUGA
Molecule: messenger RNA, 722 nt
Organism: Eriocheir sinensis (Chinese mitten crab)
Lineage: Eukaryota; Metazoa; Arthropoda; Malacostraca; Decapoda; Varunidae
Product: blastula protease 10-like
Exons: 6
Coding region: 114-722 (202 amino acids)
Biological process (GO): proteolysis
Molecular function (GO): metalloendopeptidase activity; zinc ion binding
Source: RefSeq, a predicted model, not a curated record